Zonotrichia leucophrys gambelii is the source of this 3371-nucleotide messenger RNA. It is a transcript of the gene ARHGEF1, whose product is annotated as Rho guanine nucleotide exchange factor 1. Gene Ontology annotation, molecular function: G protein-coupled receptor binding; guanyl-nucleotide exchange factor activity. Lineage: Eukaryota; Metazoa; Chordata; Aves; Passeriformes; Passerellidae. The record is from RefSeq and is a predicted model, not a curated record. Gene Ontology annotation, biological process: G protein-coupled receptor signaling pathway. Gene Ontology annotation, cellular component: cytoplasm.
UCCCUUCUCGAGCGCGGAACCAGGAUGGAGCCGGAGGAGGGAGCCAAUGGGCCCCCCAGCGCCCACGCCCCCCCGCCCAUCAUCGGCGCCGAGGACGAGGACUUUGAGAACGACAUCGAGGCCAGCCCCGCGGAGGAGCAGAGCAGCCCCUUCCAGAGCCUGGAGCAGCUGCGGCAGCGCCCGCUGGCCCUGGCGGCCUUCCUGCAGCACUGCGUGCUCCAGUUCGACUCCUGCCCCGUGCUCUGUUACCUGCACGUGGAGAUGCUGAGGAGGAUGAACCCCAAGGAGGGCCGGAAACAAUUCCUGGAGUUCUGCCACCUGUUCCUGGACAAGGCCGGGAUCCUGAGGGUGCCCAUCCCGCACCACGUCCAGUUCGAGCUGGAGCGCACCCGCCCGGAGCUGCUCCCCGAGGACGCCCAGCGCCGCUUCCUGCAGGACGUGCAGCGCCACCAGGAGCCCGAGGUGCUGCGGCAGCUGCAGGACUUCCGCACCAAGCGCCUGAUGGGGAUGACGCCGGGGGAGCCGGAGCUGGACGAGCUGGAGCGGAGCCGGGCCCGGGACCCCGCGGGGGCCGCGAGCACCGAGAGGCAGCUGGCGGAGAGAGUGCUGGGCCGGAUCGAGGAGAUGCACCUCACCAUCUCAUCUGAUGAGGAGAAAAGCUCCCAGAUCUUCGGCGCCAUCGUCUCCUACAUGAAAUUCCUGGGGCUGCGCACCAAGGGCGGCGACGGCAAAAAACCCAAAUCCAACUUUUUCCGAAAAAAGAUCUCGGGCAGGGACCCCCAGGGCAAGGCCCGGAGGGGCUUCAGCCUGGCGGGGGCGGCGCUCUGGGGGCGCGAGCCCCACGGGGCCGAGGUGAGGCAGAGCAAAGGAGGAGAGGGGGAAGGUGAGAAGCCCCCUCCCCACCCCGAGCGCAGGGGGGGGGGUCCCCGGGGUGGCUCCGAUUUGGGUCUGGGGUCUCUCCGGGACCCCCCCCCGGGCGGGGACGGCGCCGAGGCUGAGCCAGCAGGGUUGGAGCCCCCGGGACCCCCGGAAUUGGGGGAGCCCCCCCCGGACCCCCCCGCGGGGGAGCAGCGCCCCCCGGAGGAGGGGGGGGACAGCGACAGCCCGGAGCCGGGGGGGCCCGGGGGGGGCGAGCCCCCGCCCUUUCUGCCUCGGCAGCCUGAGGAGGUUGUGCCGCGCCUGGAGCCGGAGCUGGAGCUGGAGCCGCCGGCCUGGCGCGAGCUCGCGGCGCCCGAGGCGCUGCUCAGGCUGCCCCAGCGCGAGGUGCGGCGCCAGGAGGUCAUCAACGAGCUGUUCCUGACGGAGCACGCCCACGUGCGCAUGCUGAGGGUGCUCCUGGAGGUUUUUUUCCAGCCCAUGCUCCGCGAGGGAUUUUUCGACGAGCAGGAGCUCAACAACAUCUUCCCCAGCCUGGAGGACCUGGUGGAGGUGCACACCAUGUUCCUGGACAGCCUCAAGAAGCGUCGGGAGGAGAGCGGAUUCAUCAUCCCUGAGAUCGGGGACGUGCUGCUGGCCAGGUUCGAUGGCACCGAGGGCAGCUGGUUCCAGAAGAUCUCGGCGCGGUUCUGCAGCCGCCAGAGCUUCGCCCUGGAGCAGCUCAAGGCCAAGCAGAGGAAGGACGCCCGGUUCAGCCAGUUCGUACAGGAGGCCGAGAGCCGGCCGCGGUGCCGGCGGCUGCAGCUCAAGGACAUCAUCCCCACGGAGAUGCAGCGCCUGACCAAGUACCCGCUGCUGCUGCUCAGCAUCACCAAGUGCACCGACGCUGCGGGCGAGCGCGCCAAGGUGGAGCAGGCGGCCGAGUGCUGCCGCCAGAUCCUCAACCACGUCAACCAGGAGGUCCGGGACAUGGAGAACCUCAUGAAGCUCAAGGAUUACCAGCGCCGCCUCGACCUCUCCAGCCUGAAGCAGAGCACUGACCCCCUGAUCAGCGAGUUCAAGAACACGGACAUCACCAAGCGCACCCUGGUGCACGAGGGGCCGCUCACCUGGCGUGUCACCCGCGACAAAUCCGUGGAGGUGCAGGUGCUGCUGCUGGACGAUCUGCUGGUGCUGCUGCAGCGGCAGGAGGAGCGGCUGGUGCUGCGCUGCCACAGCCGCGCGCUGGCGCCCGCCGGCCCCGAGGGCAAGCAGAUGCUGAGCCCGGUGAUCCGGCUGCGCUCGGCCAUGACCAGGGAGGUGGCCACAGACCACAAAGCGUUUUACGUCAUCGUCAGCUGGGAGAACGGCGCCCAGAUCUACGAGCUGGUGGCGCAGAGCAGCCAGGACAGGAAAAUCUGGUGCAGCAUCAUCAGUGACACCGCGGGGUCCCUGAAGCUCCCGGGGUCCCACCGGGCCAAGGGGGCUCGGGCUGGGGGUGGCCACGGACCCCAGCCCCACCUCGAUGACCGAGACCCCUCUGAAAAUGGGGGGGGGUCCCUGAAGGAGCCGCUGGGCCUGGACGACCGUGACAAGGACGGGGCUGUCGAAGGCACCGAAUUUGGGGGGGGGUCCCGCGAGCGGGGGGGGCUGGGGGGGCUGCCCCGCCCCCCCCGCGGCCUCCCCGAGGGGGGGGGGCUGGCGGCUGGCGCCCUGCAGAGAGUCACGGCGCUGCGGCCUGCUGGGGGCGCCCCUCCCCCCGCCCGGGCCGGAUUUGGGGGGGGGUCCCGGCCCCGCCCCCCCCGAGCAGGAGCGGCGACACGCGGGGGAUGGGGCGGAGAGCGACGGCGGGGACCCCGAGGCGGGGGCUGCAGGGGGGGCCCCCAACGGCCCCUGGGGGUCCCUGCCCGAGCUGGGGGCGGGGCCUGAGCCCGGCCCCGCCCCCCCGAUUGUGCUGGGCCCCGCCCCCGCGGCCUGGCUGGGGGCGGAGCUUGGAGCCCUCGAGGAGGCGCUGAGGGGGCUCAAGGAGAUGGAGGACCAUUACUGGCAGCUCUUCACGUGAGCUGAGGGGCGGGGGAGCCGCAAUUUGGGGAGGGGUCUCUCCCCGACCCGCCCUCCGCAAUAGGAUCCGCGCCCCCUCCCCAAAUUCGGCGCCGCUGCAAUUCCAGGAGCCGCCGCCAGAGGGCGCGAAAAUAAAAAAAACCCGGAGUAUUUUGGGGAGGGAUCCCCGCGCCCCCCCAUCCCCCCCCCUUCCCCCGAUUUAUUUUGGGGAGGGGGCGCCCCCCCAUUCCCCCCCCCCCGCGUGGUUUCUGUUUUUAUAAAUUUGCUGCGAUUUUAUAUGAAUUUAUAUUUUUGGGGGGGUUUGGGGGGAGAAGACCCCUCCCCAGUUUUAACGCUGUACAGGAAUUUGGGGAGGGGGCGUCACUAAAAGUGCGCCGCCACCCCAACCUCUCAAUUCGGGUGGAAAACCAAAGAAUUCGGGGAAAAAGCCAAAUAAAUGCAUUUUGCUUCUGAAA